CACCCAGCAGCGCACCUGCAGCGCAGUGCGGGCCCGGCAAGAUGAGGCUGCGCUCAUCGCUCUUCGGCGUCUGCGGCCUCCUGCUGCAGCUCUUCGGGAUGGCCAUCUUCCUGCGCGGCUUCUUCCCCGCUCCCGCAAACACUUUCGGCGCCGCCAAAGCCCGGGCAUCGGCCGCGCCGGCGGAGCCAGCCGGAGGCCUGGCAUCAAACCGGACAGGGCUACCAUCUCCAUUGUUUGGAAGAGUGGUGAUUAUGCUGGUGGAUGCUUUGAGGGAAGAUUUUGUGUUUGGACCUAAAGGAAAGCAAUUCAUGCCACAUACACAACAAUUGGUUGAGCGAGGUUCAUCACACAGUUUCAUUGCGAAGGCCUGGGCACCAACAGUUACCAUGCCCAGAAUUAAGGCAAUGAUGACUGGUAAAAUACCUGGAUUUAUUGAUAUUAUCAUGAACCUAAAUUCUCCCACUCUGCUGGAAGACAAUCUGAUCUGGCAGGCAAAAGCUGCUGGAAAAAGAACCGUGUUCUACGGUGAUGACACUUGGAUCCGAAUGUUUCCUGAUCAAUUUAUAGAACAUGAUGGAACUACAUCCUUCUUCGUGUCUGAUUACACUGAGGUUGAUGAAAAUGUAACACGACAUUUGGAUAAAGUACUUGAAAGAAACGACUGGGAUCUAUUAAUUUUGCACUACCUUGGAUUAGAUCAUAUUGGCCAUCUGGCCGGACCCAACAGUCAUCUGAUUGGACCAAAACUCUCAGAAAUGGAUAAUAUUAUUCAGAAGGUUCAUACAGGACUUGUAUUCAAGGACGGUGAAGCCCCUCUACCUAAUUUAUUGAUAUUGUGUGGGGAUCAUGGUAUGUCAGAUACAGGUAGCCACGGAGGAUCGUCAAGUCAUGAAGUGAACACUCCGCUAGUUUUUAUUAGCCCUGCCUUCAGAAAGAAAAAGUCAUUUGAAUCUGAAUACGUCGAGCAAACCGAUCUCACGUCCACUUUAGCAUUAGGAUUUGGUUUACCAAUCCCACGGAACAAUUUGGGACAUCUCAUUCCAUCUGUCUUCGAGGAAAGAUCUCUACGAGAACAGCUAAGAUAUUUGCAUCUUAAUGGCUACCAACUUAGUCUACUGAUUCAAGAGAGUAUUCCUGCAUUUGAGAAAGAUGCUGGGUACAAAUUAUUUCAAAUAGCGCAAAAAUCCCAUGGUUCUUGGAUCAAACUUUACUUGGAUGGUAACACUUCAGAGACUCUUGCAAACCUCGGAAAGAAGGUGUUGAGGCAGUAUUUGGAUGCAGUGAAGUUCAUGAGCUCCUCGCUUUCCAAAAUUGUGGCACAGUAUGAUUUGUACUCGAUGAUUGUAGGAACCAUCAUUGUGGUGGAGGUCAUUUUCCUCCUUGUCAUAUGUACCCCAGAGGCAUUGGGCAGCACUGCAGAAUUUGAAGUGCCUGUGUUUUCACCAUUCUACUCACUACUGUUCUACCUGCUGUGUCUGAUGUUUGCAGCUGUUCAUGUUGUUGUGUGCACAUCAACCUCAACAUCUUGCUACUUUUGCAGUCUAUCCUGGCUGCUGGUUGCAACAGUGGUCGUACUGAUAUCUGCCUUGCAGUGUGUGCUCUUUUCAACUCUUUGGAAGUGUUUUGCUAAUGGAAAACCUCAACAGAAGAGUUGUGCGGUAGAUUGUUCCAGCUGGUCAGAGCUGAACCUGGUCCUAUUGCUUGGGAGCAUUGGACACACUGUGAGUCUGGCCUCCAGCAGUUUUAUAGAAGAAGAACAUCAAACAUGGUUCUUUUUAGUCAACACACUUUUACUGGUGUUCUUUCAAGACACCUGCCGGAAAUAUUUUGCUGUCAGUGACCCAAAAGGUAAAGCCACAAAAUGGAAUCCAGAAGAUAUUGAUUGCAAUGAACAGCAGACCGCAAUCCAUGGCUUAUUUGAAACUUCCGAUCUUGACCCAAAAGAUGAUAAAUCAAAAAGUUAUACACGGUCCGAUAGAAAUUUUGAAAAAUUGUUGGUAUUAUCGAGCCCCUGGGUUAUCCUUGUGUUUUGUCGGCUGCUCCGCAGUCUAAAUCAGACAGGGAUCAAAUAUGCUCAGAAGCCCGACAUCGGCCACUGGCUGACAAGCUCCAAUCACAGAAUAGAACUCUCCACAUUGACAGCAAUUUCCCUGCUUUUGAUCUUUGUCUUGGUUCAGAAGAAGUGUUCCUUUGUUUCCAAAGCAGCUCUUGCAUUGGGGCUGGUGGGAAUUUACUGCUAUCGUGCAGCAGUUGGGAAUGUGGUUUUUCCAUGGAAGCCGGAUAAACAGUAUGUGUCCAAGGGUAUUAUCGAAGCGCGUUUUGUUUACGUAUUUAUACUUGGCAUACUUUUCACGGGAGUUAAAGACCUUCUGAAAUCUGGAGUUGUUUCAUCUGACACAGUGACAAACAGUCGGGGACUCUGGGAAAUAUACAAUGGACUCGUGCUCUUGGCUGCAUUACUACUGCGCCCUCACAACCUGCCAGUGUUAUUGUUUAUCCUUUUGGUUCAAAUGAUUUUGACCAGAUUUAUUUGGCGGACAUUGGAUUAUGAUGCAGCACAAAUUACCAUCAUAUAUUACUGGUUUGGCCAGGCCUCCUUUUAUUUUCAGGGAAAUUCAAACAGCAUCGCAACUGUGGAUAUUUCAGCUGGUUUUGUGGGUUUUGAGGACUAUGUGAAGCUACCGGCAAUCUUCCUAACGAUAUUUGGUACUUAUAUUGGCCCUCUGCUGUGGGCAGUGCACCUCACCUGUUAUAUGAGCUCAGAAAGAAGCAGGUAUUCUUCUGCUUCAGUGGGACACAGCUGUUACUGUUUUAUUCUGUUGCGGGCAAUUCCAGCAGCAGUUUACAUUAUUCUAAUUACCUCUCUACGCUAUCAUCUAUUUAUAUGGAGUGUUUUCUCACCUAAAUUACUCUAUGAAGGAAUGCACACGCUAGUGACAGCAGCAGCUUGUGUCAUGUUCACAGCAAUGGAUCAGAAAAGAAUGUUUAAAACUUUAUCUUAAAAACUGUAUUGCACUGAAUUUGCUUGUGGUGUUUUUCAAAAAAAUCUGUAAUGUAACAAAUUGUUGUAAAGGAAAAAAUUUGAAUUGAUGGUGAUGCAAAUGAAACCUACACUUUUCUACUGUUUUUAUAAUU
Amblyraja radiata (thorny skate) is the source of this 3135-nucleotide messenger RNA. It is a transcript of the gene pigg, whose product is annotated as phosphatidylinositol glycan anchor biosynthesis class G (EMM blood group). Lineage: Eukaryota; Metazoa; Chordata; Chondrichthyes; Rajiformes; Rajidae. Gene Ontology annotation, biological process: GPI anchor biosynthetic process. The record is from RefSeq and is a predicted model, not a curated record. Gene Ontology annotation, cellular component: endoplasmic reticulum membrane. Bases 42 to 3002 code for a protein of 986 amino acids. The transcript has 13 exons.